CCGCAGUAGUGUCGAGCUCGGGGCCAACUGGCUCCUUUACUUGUACUCCUCUUCUUCGUGUGUGUCAUGAUGAAAAUGUCACGCGUUAUUACUCUAUUAUUUGUUCAUUAAUAGAGUUUAUGUCUUCAUCGACUCAACACAUCACUUUAUCACUUACCAUUAGAUCAUUUAUUAUCCUAUUAUGUUUAUCUUAACUCGACGUACCUCGAAACUAAUAAAUAGUGGCUAUCAUCUACUAAAUGUCGCCUGAUAAAUUUAAUUACACGGUAUAUUUAUAAAAUAAAAUAUGUGAUUAGUGAUUUUUAAUAUUUUUUUCAAUUCAAAUAUUUAAUUAAUUUAAAAAAUUUUUGUGGAAAAAUUAAGUGAUGUAAAAAAAUUAUAUCAAUUACUGACGAAAUUAAAAAAAUUAAUGAAAUUGAAUAAGUGAUUAAAAUAAUGGCACAUAAAUAUAAUUAUUAUUAAGAAAGUAAUUGAAGUGUUGGUUUCAAGGUUGGGUAAAAAAAACCCUUGUUGAAAAUGUACUGCAGUUACAGACACGCGAUGUUGUUCAUUAGGCAGUCAACAUAUUCGAGAUCAGCUGGGACAAUAAAUUAUUUCAUAAAAUUAAGACCACAAUAUAAUUAAUUAAAUUUUUUAUUUUUUUUAUAAAAAAAAAAAAAUCAAUUCAACGAAUGAAGACUUUUAUAAAAUGUGACAUUUUGUAUCGAAAUAAUUUUAGUGGACUUUCUGUGACAUGUAAAUCGCGGUGUUUAGCGACCUUGGUAUGAAGGUGCGCACGACAGACUCGUGUCUUUUGCUUGUAUUGAAGGUCACUAGAAACGCGAGUCAAUAGUAAUUUUACAGUACUCGAAAGCUGACAUGUGUUUUUUUGUUUUUUAUACAACCGUUAAUAUCCACGUGUCAAUUUACUCCCGUGAUUCGUCUACCUCAACAUCAAUUCUUAUCAAACCAAAUAAUCAAAGUCUUUAUCACACUAAAAUCGUUAUCAAUAAAAAAUCCAUUUUUUACAAUUUAAAAUAAAUAAUAAAAACGAGGGUUGUAAAAAUAUAUCAAAGGUUGUUAUCAAAAUGCUCAAGUAUUUAUUUGCAAUAUUAAAUUUUAAUUAGCCUUUAAAAAUAAAUACUUAAAUGCGGGAGCUUCCAAACUUGACGUUCGAUAGUUGAUAGCAUUUAUUGUUGCACUGAUAAUUGUUGAUUGUUGCUACUAAUUAUUUAUUAAUCGUUACUUUGUUAAUUAAAAAAAAAAUGCUGAUUAAAUUUGGUAAUUAAAUUUUAAAUGUCAAGUUCGUUAAGUCGUUAUUGAAACUAAUGAAUUUGUUAAAUAAUUAAAUUAAUAACAAUUAGUGAAGUGUACUUGGACAAGUUUCAAGCAAGCUCAGAUAAUUGUACUUGUAUAUAUAUUACCAUUGUAUGUACCUUGGACUGGAUGAUAAGAUCUUUUCGCUCCAAUUCUCCCUCGAGAUAGAGAACAUCAAAGUACUAUGCCGCUGAAGGUGUACGAGUACUAUUUGUGUGUUAAUUUGUGGUGAUAAUGUAAUAUGGAGAUGGAGGAGAAGGAAAAAUAAAUAUAGAGGGUUGUUAUAUAUAUUCAAAUAUUUAUAAAAUAAAAUGGGAUGAAAUGCAAAGUGGCGGCGAGUGACAAAGAUUUGAAUAAUGGAAGAUUAUGGUGAAUCAAAUGGUACUGAGUACUCGUUGCUUAAUCAUCGGAGACCUAGGGACCCACUUUGCGGAUCUAGUGCGUCCUCGGAGCCGCUGCUCGAAAUGUCAACCAUGGGGUGGGAGUACGAAGCAUUAUCGGAUAUACAUACACCGACAGGUGGUGUCACUCCGUCAUCUACACCACCCAAAGAGCUUUCUCAAAAGGUCCACUCGGCUCCGAGAGUUUGCUUUGAACCAGAAAAUCUUGAAAUGACACGAAGACGCAGCAGCAGCAGGCUCACGUCCACUAGAAGACGCAGUAGGAGUAUGAGUGCUUGGGGUGAUUUGUCACGAUGCUCAUUUCGACUUGAUGAGAGAGUACGUGUUGAAUAUUACGUGAACGAAAACACAUUCAAGGAACGACUUCAGCUGUACUUUAUAAAAAACCAACGUUCGAGUCUGAGGAUACGAGUAGCAAAUCUUUUCUUCAAGCUGCUAACAUGUUUUCUAUAUAUAUUCAGAGUUGUUACGGAUAAUGUUCCUACUUUUGCAGCAUGUUACGGCUGUGAAGCAGGAAACAAGUCGGACAUUCUGGCGUCACAAAUGCUCACAGAGGAAGCAUUUCAGGAGCACCCUACCAUCAACUGGGACGCUAUUUUGUGGGUGAGACGCCCUUUAGAAUUGUGGGUCGUUCAGGUGAUUUUGGCAAUCGUAUCACUGACCGAAGCGCUAUUACUCGCUUAUCUCGGAUACAAGGGAAAUGUGUGGCAGCAAUUACUAUCAUUCCACUUCAUAUUGGAGCUCGUCAACACGAUACCAUUUACAAUAACGAUACUCUAUCCGCCAAUGCGAAAUCUAUUUAUACCGGUGUUCCUGAAUUGCUGGUUAGCUAAACACUCACUUGAAAAUAUGUUUAAUGAUUUACACAGAGCUAUGCAGAGAUCUCAAUCAGCUUUAAGCCAACAAUUGAUGAUACUCAGUGUCACUUUACUGUGCCUUGUUUUCACUAGUGUGUGCGGAAUCCAGCACUUUCAGCGAGCAGGCCACAGGCAACUGAAUUUGUUUCAAAGCACGUAUUUCGUGGUGGUUACAUUUUCUACAGUAGGAUAUGGAGACUUCGUGCCAGACAUUUGGCCCUCCCAGCUUUAUAUGGUCUGCAUGAUAUGCGUUGCAUUAUUAGUUUUACCAACACAGUUCGAACAAUUGGCAUUUACUUGGAUGGAGCGACAGAAACUCGGGGGAUCAUAUUCGUCGCACCGGGCGCAAAAUGAAAAACAUGUUGUAGUUUGCAGUACGACUUUGCAAGCAGACACCAUAAUGGAUUUUUUGAAUGAGUUUUACGCUCAUCCCCUGCUUCAAGACUACUAUGUGGUUCUAUUGUCACCGAUGGAGCUGGACACGACAAUGCGAAUGAUCCUCCAAGUGCCUAUUUGGGCGCAGCGCGUAAUUUACAUUCAGGGCUCGUGUUUAAAGGACGGGGAUCUUGUUAGAGCAAGAAUGAUGGACGCCGAGGCAUGUUUCGUCCUUGCGGCACGUAAUUACGCAGACAAAACAGCCGCUGACGAGCACACUAUUUUGAGAUCCUGGGCCGUGAAGGAUUAUGCGCCAAAUGUACCCCAAUAUGUUCAGAUCUUCCGUCCGGAAAAUAAACUCCACGUUAAAUUUGCCGAGCACGUUGUGUGUGAAGAUGAAUUCAAGUACGCCUUGCUAGCUAAUAAUUGUACUUGUCCCGGCGCUUCUACCCUCGUAACUCUCUUACUUCAUACAUCACGCGGACAAGAAGGACAGCAAUCGCAAGAAGAAUGGCACCGUCUGUAUGGAAAAUGUUCCGGUAACGAAAUCUACCACAUAACACUCGGGGAUUCCCGUUUCUUCGGCGAAUACGAGGGUAAAUCAUUUACCUACGCGUCAUUUCACAGUCACCGUAAAUAUGGAGUUGCUCUCGUGGCAGUGAGACCCGCCGAGCUGCCAGAAUUUUACGAGGACACUAUUCUCUUGAAUCCCGGACCAAGACACAUAAUGAAAAAAACCGACACGUGUUACUACAUGAGCAUAACAAAAGAAGAAAACUCGGCAUUUGUGGUGGCAAAUCAUCAGACGGGAACCGGCGCCACCGAACCCUCCCACGUAGUAGUCGAGACUAAGACUGAUGGAUCAGCUGCGGGUGCAAAUGCUUCCAGUGCGACAGCUGGUGCUGGUGCUGGUACUGCUGGAGGCGGGACUGGAGGGACUUUGAGCACCGGAAGUACGCCGGGAUUUGGGACCACAAUGACGUCAAUAGUCACACCGACGACGACGCUGUCGGGAACGGUUGCGGCUUCUGGAGGGAACGGUACAAUAGGCAUCGGUGUCACUCAACACCUGAGAUAUACGAAUGGUUUUAAAGUACCGUGUGAUGCGACACGUGCUGUUGUUAACAAUGAGAAUGGCGAGUCGGUGUCUCCGGGCAAACCGCGUACUCACGUACCCCCGCCCGGGGCACCGCCGCCACCUCAAGUUAUCUUGCAGGUUCCUAGCACGCCCACACCUCGACAUCACAACCUACUCGCAUCCGAUUUUCACCCGACAUACUUGGAUCCAUCAAAUCUAUCUGAUUCACGGCCAUGUUUGCGCGAAAGUGGAUCAACUCCACAAACUCCAAUCACAGGAAAUCAUCUUGAUGUCCCACGUGCUAUGGAUCCCAAUCCUCAUCUACUGAGCCCUGAAAUUCUAAUGCAAAGAAGAGGGAGCAGACGUCCGAGUAUUUUACCAGUCCCGGAUAUGCUGACUGGUUCAACACUUCACCUUCCGGGUCAAGAGUCACUUGACCACGAGGCCGACGAGUCUGAAGACGAGAUGGACGACGACGUGCCGUGGAGAUCGCCCAGCGAAAAAAUAGCGAUCGUCAAAGGAUUUCCUCCCGUGUCGCCAUUCAUUGGAGUGUCUCCGACAUUAUGUUACUUACUGAAGGAAAAAAAACCACUUUGUUGUCUUCAAUUAGCUCAGGUUUGCGAGCAUUGUUCGUAUAGAAAUGCGAGAGAAUACAAUUGGCAGAAUAAAACAAUAAUUCUAGCAGCAGAUUACGCCAGCAAUGGGAUAUAUAAUUUUAUCAUUCCCUUAAGAGCUCAUUUCAGAUCGAAAACUUCAUUGAACCCGAUCAUCCUUUUGCUGGAGAGGAGACCGGAAAUUGCUUUUCUUGACGCCAUCUCCUAUUUUCCUCUUGUCUAUUGGAUGCUUGGAUCGAUCGACUGUUUAGACGACUUGCUGCGUGCUGGUAUCACACUUGCCGAAAAUGUUGUCGUCGUCAACAAAGAGCUCAGCAACUCUGCGGAAGAAGACACGCUCGCCGACUGCAAUACUAUCGUCGCAGUGCAGACCAUGUUCAAAUUUUUUCCAAGCAUAAAGAGCAUCACAGAGCUGUCUCAGUCAAGUAAUAUGAGAUUCAUGCAAUUCCGAGCGCAUGACAAGUACGCACUUCACCUCAGCAAAAUGGAAAAGGUACUCCUCAGUGCUACUUCCGGUGACAACUACCCCGCUGAGCCUCCGAUGGGCUCCCCGACGAUUUAUGUGAAAUAUCAGAGAGAAAAGGAGCGCGGAUCGCACAUAUCGUACAUGUUCCGUCUGCCAUUUGCCGCUGGAAGUGUCUUCAGUGCAUCAAUGCUGGACACUCUAUUGUACCAGGCUUUUGUUAAGGAUUACGUGAUAACAUUUGUAAGACUGCUCCUUGGCGUUGAUCAAGCACCCGGUUCUGGAUUUCUGACCUCGAUGCAAAUAACCAAAGACGACAUGUGGAUAAGAACCUACGGGCGCCUUUACCAGAAGCUCUGCUCGACGACCUACGAAAUUCCUAUUGGAAUCUACAGGACCCAGGACACUAGUCUCGCGGACACAUCCAACGGUGAUUCAGAUGCUGAGAGCGACACGGGAUUUAUGAAAACCUACAGGAUGAAACGAUCUGCCGCGGCUUCAUGUCUUUCUAACUGCACUAGUCGUGAUAAGGGUACAUCCGCUUACUCCGUAAGUCUAGCGGACGAAGCUCGUGACAACCAUGCGCAGCAAAUAGAGCGCGCAGAGAUAGCGAACCUCGUGAGGUCACGAAUGGACUCACUGAACCUGCCGACGGUCGACUACGACGACGUCUCCGAGAAACGCAACAGCCUGUCGUACGUGAUAAUAAACCCGAGCUGCGACUUGAAACUCGAAGAGGGCGACAUCGUCUACUUGGUCCGCCCGAGUCCGUUUUCAGCCCAGAAAACCUUCGAGCGUCACAACUCGAGGCGGAAAAGCAACAUCAGCUUCUGCUCGGCCCAACUGGUGGCGCAGAUGUCUGCGGCCGCCGCAGGGGCCGGUGCCGGUGGUGGGGGGUCUAGUCGACGGGGCUCGGGAAUCGGUAUGGCUAGAGCACCACCUCUCGGCAGCAGUACUAAGUCAAAUUCACUCUCCUUACCGGACAGUCCCACCGUAGCCGGUGGCCUAAGGGGCCGUUCUAACUCGCUGCGUGUGGUCGAUGAUAUACUACUGAGACGGAGCAAUUCUCUCCGUCAAGGUUUUACCACACGACGAAAGAGCAGCCUAGAGGACAUCGGUUUCGGUGCACUGUCCCAUCCGACCAAUCACAAUCCCAUUAAGAUAGCGCUCAACGGGUCUAUUGGUUUGGAGGUAACACCACCCGAGGAAGGUAGUAUUGGAGCCAGUCCAGGUGCCAGUAACACAGGAAUUCUCGACGUCGGUUUGCCUUCAAUACCGAUCAUGAGUCCUGGCUAUGGUUGUGGUCUUGGUGGUAUGAGUGGCAUGAGUGGCGGAGCUCUGGGCGCGGGUUUAGGCGGAUCACUUGGCGGUCUCUAUGACCCUCCCCUGCUGAGUCUGGGCCCCAAAUCCAGUGGGGGACCACGGGAACAACCUGCACAAGACCCGCAACACUUACAGGGAACAAUCGUAUGAUACAACCUCAUGUGGGGACGCAGACUCUCUAGUGUCGUUCGAAAUAAGUGGCUGUAGCGUUCCCACAUGUAGAUUUACAAUUUACAACAUAGCACUUUUUUAGAUCACGUAAGGGAUUUAGUUGCCAUUUUAUUGUUCAGUUGCUGGUCUUGAGGUUAAGUGCGAAAGGUCCAAUACAACAUAACCCGGCUUGGAGGCCACUCUGCCGGUAGUUGAGAGUCCCGAGAGAUGGUGCUCAUAACUACCCGCGUCCUGGACGACCAUCAUUUUUUUACAUUAUCAUACAACUAAUGUAAUGAUUAAUAACUUAAUUAGAGUUUUAAUAAUUGAUAAUUAAUAUUUCUACUGAUUAAUCUUUGGAAAAUUUAUCAGUUUCAAUUUUUUAGUCGUUUAAUAAAAAAUGUUUUGUUUGGAAACUGAAUUUAAUUUUUCGGUUGAAAAUUUUUUCGUGAUUAAUCGCUGGAAAUUUUAUAAAAAAUAUUAAUAACGUACUUAUGUAUAUUACAUGUAAUAGCGCGAAUUAUGUAAUUGAAUAUAAAUAUAAAUAUAUAUGUAAAAUUAUUAUUAUUAAUAUGAAUAAUAAUAAUUUAUAAAAAACUAGGGUAAUAAAUAAAUAUAUAAUUUCAUACUAGGCGAGAAUGGACGGAAAAUCGGAAUAAUUGAAAAUAUAUAUAUAUAAAUAUAAAUAUAUAUUUAUGAAUGAAUAUGUUUAGAGUCAUAUCACGUGAGCCUGGAGUUUACGUCUGUCACUUUCAUUAAAUAAAAAAAAUAUAAAUAAUAAUAAUUUACUAUAAAUUAACUAUUCGUGUAUUUGAUGAAAUUUUCUAUCUAAAUAUUGAAAUGUGAUUAGGAAUGUAUAUCAGUAUAGUAAUUAAUGAUUAAUGAUUAAUGAAAAAAAUAAUAACUACAAUCCAUGAAUAAUAUAUAAAAAUAUAGAACUGCGAUCAAUUCAUGUCAUGACUUAAAUUUUAUUUUUCAUUUGGACAUGUAAGACAAAGAAAUUAAAACAAUCAAAUAUAUGAUAUAUUUUUAAUCAUUUAUUAGGUUCCGCACCAAUUUAUUAUGACAAUCUGUUUAUUAAAUAAUUGAAUAUUUAUAUUUAAAUAUUUGUUGAUAUAUAAUUUAUAGUAAAAGUAUUAAAGGUAAAAGUGCUUUAAUUUUUUGAUUUAUAAAAAAUUUAUUGUGAUUACUGGAGAUAUUUUUUUAGAUUAUUUUUAUAGUUUGUUAAUACAGAGUUAUUUAUAAUUAAUUAAUUAUUAUUAUAGUCGGACGUUACUUUAAUUGAAAAUAAAAUUUCAAAUGUUUUAUUCAAAUGAAUGAUUUUAAAAUAAAUCCAGUAGAAUUUUUGAUGAUUGUAUUCAUAACCUACGGUAUUUAAUACAACAAUUAAAUUUGUGAUAUUUUUACCGUAGACACUGUAUGCUUUUUUAUUAUUACUGAGCAAUACUUCACUCUACGGUAAAAAAUACCGCAACUUCACGGUAAACUGUCAUUAUGUUACUGCAAAUUCCCUAGUAACGCAUAUUUAAGGAAGAUUCUGGUGCCAGUGCCUUGAGCAAAACCCCUAGUCACUAGUGUCUUUUUCUACGUAUGGGUCUUGCGCAAGAUCAUGUAGCAAGAAAACGUCAUCAAGACUUGCGCAUGACUUGAUCAAGGUCCAACGAAAGCUUGGGAUUUUUUUCCCACCAGUUUCUUCCCCCACCACCAUAAUAUUAGAAUUUGCGCAUGUGCCGAACCAACAUUUAAAGGGUGGGGGAAGAAACUGGUGGGAAAAAAAUCCCAAGCUUUCAUCGGGACGACUAUACACAAGAAUGUUGAAGAUAUCUUAGAUUUGGUGCAGUUUAAAAGUUUUUGACGCAUUUCUUGCACCAGUAACUUAAGACAGAUUCUUACGCAUGGCUUGCUCAAGACUCAAGGUCAAUUGAGAGUCUUGAGCAAGCCGUGCGCAACUAUUUUAAACUAUACAUGAAAAGAUUGGAACCCAACUGUUACUGUUACGGUUCUGCACCCGACUCAGUACGGUGCAGAACAGUAACCAGUCGGAUUCCCAUUUUUCCGUGUAGUCUUCUUCCAGAAUUGAGUUAUAAUCCGGCCCGAAUUUCUUGUGCAAGACUUGCAUUAGACUUACUAUUGAAAUCUGGCUACAAGUAUCUGCAGCAAGACUCGUAGGUAGAAAAAGACACUAAUUUCUAUCGAACUUGAGACCAGGCUUGCUCAAGCCUUGAACAAGAUUGUAAAAUGGGUUUACCGUAAAAAUGUGGUAAUUUUACGGUCAAAUGCCGUAAUUCACUACAGUAAUUACCGUGAUUCGGAUCCGCCAGGGUUCUGUACAUGUCAUUAAUAUAUGUAAUUAAUUUUGAUUCAUUAAUAUUUUGGUAAAUUAAAAAUUUAUUAAUUUGAUAGACACCGGAAUAAAAUUAUCAAAAAAUGAAAAAUUAUGAAUACAAUCAGUAAAAAUUAUUAUUAUUAUUAAAUAAAUUGCUUGUUAAAUGCGCCGUCAUCUUACUUACUUAAAAAAAAAAAAAAAAAAAAAAAAAAUUGCAAUAUUAAUUU
Molecule: messenger RNA, 9110 nt
Organism: Microplitis mediator
Lineage: Eukaryota; Metazoa; Arthropoda; Insecta; Hymenoptera; Braconidae
Gene: SLO2
Product: potassium channel subfamily T member 2
Exons: 22
Coding region: 1653-6557 (1634 amino acids)
Biological process (GO): potassium ion transport
Cellular component (GO): membrane
Molecular function (GO): intracellular sodium-activated potassium channel activity
Source: RefSeq, a predicted model, not a curated record